AUGGAUGGUUUGCAAAAUCAGUGGUGUAAUUUGCGGCUGAGUGAGGAAGAGGAUGCAUCAAUUGUGUUGGAAGAUGUAGAUGUUUCAGUGGUGAAAAGUAAGGGUGAUUUGAGUUUGAUAGGGAAAAUAUGGUGUGAUAGACAAUUGGGGAAGCAGGUGGUGGAGUCGACUAUGGCAAGAAUAUGGAGGCUUAGCAAACCUGCUGUCAUGAAGGAAGUUGGCAAGAAUGUGUUUGUGUUGAGUUUUGCAACUCACGCUGAUAAGGAAAGAAUUGAAGCAGGAAGGCCAUCGUUUUUUGAUGGUCAAUUGUUUGUAAUUAUCCCAUUUGAUGGCAUUACUCCAGUGCAGGCUUUGAAGUUUGAUGCUGCACCAUUCUGGGUGCAAUUCCACAAUCUUCCUUUAUUUGGUAUGAAUAAGGAGUAUGGGGUCAAGUUGGGCGGAUCUAUUGGCAGUGUUUUAGAAGUGGAUGUUGACCAUGAUGAGGUAGGAUGGGGUAGUUGCCUUAGAGUGAAGAUUAUGAUUGAUCUAAAAAAAUCAUUGGCUCGAGGAAGGACUUGCACAGUGCAAGGUACUAAAGUGUGGUGUCCUAUUCAGUAUGAGAAGCUUCCUAGAUUUUGUUUCACUUGUGGUCGAAUCAUACAUGAAAAUUCCACUUGUCAACUGGAACCUAAAGCAACUCCUCAGUUUGGUGCUUGGCUACAGGCAGAGUCCAGUUUCAAGAGGAAAUGGGAGUCAUUGCAGGAGCAUAACAUCAAAGGGGGAGCCAUGAACAAUCGGGUGAUGCAGGAGUAG
Messenger RNA from Carya illinoinensis, 792 nucleotides. RefSeq lists its product as uncharacterized. The record is from RefSeq and is a predicted model, not a curated record. The transcript has a single exon. The coding region runs from base 1 to 792 and encodes 263 amino acids. NCBI's taxonomy places the organism in Eukaryota, Viridiplantae, Streptophyta, Magnoliopsida, Fagales, Juglandaceae.